Pyrenophora tritici-repentis Pt-1C-BFP is the source of this 591-nucleotide messenger RNA. Its product is annotated as iron sulfur assembly protein 1. Gene Ontology annotation, molecular function: 2 iron, 2 sulfur cluster binding. The record is from RefSeq and is a predicted model, not a curated record. NCBI's taxonomy places the organism in Eukaryota, Fungi, Ascomycota, Dothideomycetes, Pleosporales, Pleosporaceae. Gene Ontology annotation, biological process: iron-sulfur cluster assembly. Gene Ontology annotation, cellular component: mitochondrion; cytoplasm.
AUGCAGACAGCAACUGCAUAUCGCCCUGAAUCGCUGUAUCCUGAACCGCCACCGCGUAAUGCUGGUGUACCCGAUACUUCGAUAGCAGGAGGCGCAACCGAGGCAACCAAAACAACAGCCCCACAACCGCCUUCAACCGAGCGCAAUACAGCCUCGACGGCCGAACAACCGAAUAUGAGCAUACCAGAAGGCGAAGCACAAAAGUCGCAAGCAGCAGCGCCGAGUAAACCCCUUCGACCGCGCCGCUACAACUUCGGACCCCGGAAAGCGACCAUCAAGCUUUCGCCCUCGGCUGUCGCCCAUCUGCGCGAACUCCUUGAACUCCCGGAACCAAAGCUCAUUCGGAUAGGCACAAAGGCAAAGGGUUGCUCAGGGCUGGCAUACCAUCUGGAAUACGUGGACAAGCCGAGCCCCUUGGACGAGCAGGUAGAGCAAGAUGGCGUCAAGGUGCUGAUUGACAACAAGGCGCUGUUGAAUAUUAUCGGAAGCGAAAUGGACUGGCUAGAAGACAAGCUGAACGAGCGCUUCAUCUUCAAGAACCCAAACAUCACUGAGCAAUGCGGAUGCGGAGAGUCCUUCAGCGUGGCAUGA